AUGUCCCAGGCCGUCAAGAGGGCCUGCGAUGCCUGUCAUCGUCGCAAGGUCAAGUGUGACGGCAUCAACCCGUGCCGGAACUGCUCCUCGGCCCAGCUCUCGUGCACCUACAAUGCCAUCCCCCAGAAGAAGGGCCCCAAGGGCUCGAGGGCCAAGGUCAUCAGCGAGCUGAGGGAGACGCAGCGGCAGACCAGCCUGUCGGCCAAGGUCCAGAGCCGAAUGAACGGCAUCCCGUGCCCUCCGACGAACCCGGCCUUGGGCCCGACGCCGGGCCUCCUCACGAGCGAGCUCGUCAAGGACUGCGCCCAGUUCUUCUUCGACAACCUCUACGCCCAGGCGCCCAUCCUCGACCGCCGCCAGGUCGAGCAGCAGGUCCUCUACAUGGAGCAGAAUCGCGACGCCUACUGCCUCAUGACCUCGCUGUGCGCCUUCGUCAUGCUGCAGCCCGGCAUGGCCAUGCCGCCCGGCGACCCCUACAACCUCGACAUGAUGCCCGGCGCCAACAUCAUAUCCAGCCAGCUGCUCCUCGAGGAGGCCAUCCGCGUCCGCAAGGGGUAUGACUACCUCGACUCCAUCACCCUCAACGCCCUCGCCACCAACUAUUUCCUCUUCGGCUGCUACAACGGCCAGGAGAUGCACGACAAGGCCUGGUACUACCUUCGCGAGGCCACCACCAUGAUCCACAUGAUCGGCAUGUCCAAGGAGGAAUACUACCUGCAGUUCGACGCCGCCGAGGCCACGCGCCGUCGACGCCUGUAUUGGCUGUUCUUCGUCACCGAACGUGCGUACGCCAUCCAGCGUCAACACCCCAUCUCCCUCCAGGCGACCAUCAACGCCCCCACCGUCGCCGAUGACCCGAACGAUCCUCAGUCCCACCUGCUCAACGGCUUCGUUCUCCUCGUGAACAUGUACAAGCCGUUCGACGACACGCUCACGGCCGUCUGGAACAAGACCAUGGGCCACCUGUCGACCCAGUACCUGAGCGGGCUGCAGAAGCAGCUGAACGAGUUGGUGCAGUCCUACGCCUGCCAAGACGCCGCCUUCAACGACGUCCAGACCAACCAGCAGUGGCUCAAGAACACCUUUUGGCAGCUGACGGGUCGUGUCGGCGGCAACGGGGACGACGCCAUGUCCUUUCAGUACCCCGUGCACCUGUCCCGAGAGCUCCUCGUCGGCAUGGCGUCGCAGUUCCCCGUGCAGAUCGACCUGCUCGGUCCAAGGCUGAUUGAAAAGCUGGUCCAGAUGACGUCGUCCAUGACCGAGUUCCUCUCCAUGCAGCCGCCCUCGCGCGAUCCUUUCGCCGUAGGUCCGCGCGAGCACCUGAACCAAAUCAUCUCCAUGGUGGCCGUCUCCCGCAACGGGGACCAUCGGUUCCUGCCGCUUCUCAUGAAGAAGCUGAGCGAGCUGCUCCCCCGAACCGCCAGCCCCAUGCUCCAGGACGUGCCGGAAAACGUCAACAUGGCCAGCAUCGACAUCUUUGACGGCUUCGGAAACGCCGGCAUGGCGCAACCGCCAAACUCGGUGCAAAUGUCCAUGGCCGGCACCGACUUUGACCGAAAGUUCUCCGUCGAGGAUUACGAGAAGAAGUAUGCCAUGGACAUGAGCGGAAACACACCCGAGUCGGCCACGAACUCGACUCACUCCAACGCCUCCCCACCUGCGCCGCCGCAGAGCUCGGCCGACAUGAACGGAUCCUUUGGCAGCUCGCCGGGCCUCAUGUCUCCCGCCAUCGACUACCCUCACGGCAUGGCCAGCUUUGGCUGCUCCUCCAUACCGGACAUGGUCAUGAGCCCCAUGGGCAACCCGACGCAGUCGGGUGCAAUCAACGCCUCCCAGGGUCAACAGCAACACCAGCACCUCGGCCACGGCCAUAAUGGGACGGCACAGCACAUGAACGGCAUGGCGCAGCAGGGCAUGCGUGCGUCGGGCUUGAACACGGUCAUGAUGGCGCAACCGCCGUCGCUCACCUUCCGUCCGCCACCGCAGAGGCAAGGUAGCUUCCAGAUGCAGGGUCAAUCCCAAUUACGCGCCGGAAACGAAUUUCACGCCUUUCGGGGAGCGGACUCGGAAGGCAACGCCCUGGUCAGCAUGGGCUCCAUGGGCGGCGACCUUGACUUUGCCAUGCGGUAA
This is a messenger RNA of Drechmeria coniospora, 2130 nucleotides long. Its product is annotated as C6 zinc finger domain containing protein. The transcript is spliced from 3 exons. NCBI's taxonomy places the organism in Eukaryota, Fungi, Ascomycota, Sordariomycetes, Hypocreales, Ophiocordycipitaceae. The record is from RefSeq and is a predicted model, not a curated record. Bases 1 to 2130 code for a protein of 709 amino acids. Gene Ontology annotation, molecular function: DNA-binding transcription factor activity, RNA polymerase II-specific; zinc ion binding; DNA binding. Gene Ontology annotation, biological process: regulation of DNA-templated transcription; DNA-templated transcription.